AUGCAUUUCGUGACCGUCUCCGCACUCUGCGCCAUCGCCCUCAUCGGAGCUUCCUUCGCCGAGGAGCCGAAAGAACCCGUAGCCCCUGCUGAAGCCGCUCCAGCCGCUCCAGCUGCUCCAGCUGCUCCAGCUGCUGGCACGGUAACUUCAUAACUAUAGUAUGGCAAUAGAAUUGCUUUUACUGACUGACAAGUGACUUAUAAUUCUAGCAAAAGGAAGAAAGUAGAUAAUGAUGUUUCAAUAAGGAUCUGCUAUUUUCCGGAAACCUUGGUUGCUAUAAUUUCUGAAUUUACAGACCUUGGGCGCAGUCGUCGACAACAAGCCGAUGGGUGCCAAGGAUAAUGGAACUGCUUCGGCCGCAGAACCGACUACUGAGGCCCCAGCUGGUAAUCAUUGAUUUUCAUUUGACCCCUGAAUUAUUUUAAACGUUCUGGAGAAACGGAAGCCCCUAAGCCUUCUGGAGGAGAUUCUCCGUCUGGCGACCGCUCUGACGAUGUGACGACGACGGAGAGCGGAGUUGGACGAGUCGGCGUCGCCCUCUCUUUUGCCGCCGUCGCCUUCUUCAUGUGA
Caenorhabditis auriculariae is the source of this 570-nucleotide messenger RNA. NCBI's taxonomy places the organism in Eukaryota, Metazoa, Nematoda, Chromadorea, Rhabditida, Rhabditidae. The record is from the annotation of a GenBank genome assembly.